Molecule: messenger RNA, 1189 nt
Organism: Lemur catta (Ring-tailed lemur)
Lineage: Eukaryota; Metazoa; Chordata; Mammalia; Primates; Lemuridae
Gene: EIF1B
Product: eukaryotic translation initiation factor 1B
Exons: 4
Coding region: 442-783 (113 amino acids)
Biological process (GO): translational initiation
Cellular component (GO): eukaryotic 43S preinitiation complex
Molecular function (GO): ribosomal small subunit binding; RNA binding; translation initiation factor activity
Source: RefSeq, a predicted model, not a curated record
UCCCGGGCCUUCCGCCCGGCGCUGGGCGGCGCACUGCCUGACGGGAGUUGCGGUCCCGGCAGUCCGCGGGUCUCAGGCUUUCGGGGCUCCGCCGCCUCUGGAAAACUACAAGUCCCAGGAUCCCUAGCGCGGGCGGGUCACGAGGGAGGGGCGGCGGGCGCGGCUAAAUAGUCUCCAUCGGCCAUUUUGUGGGAGAAGCCGCAGCGCCGCCUCUUCUCUCGCGUCUCCGCAUCCGUCGCCGCCGCCUCUUCCUCCGCCUCCUCCUUCGCCUCUUCCUGCCUCCUCCCGGCUUCCGCCGCCGCCGCUCCAUCGAAUCCCAACCCAGGGGCGAAGCGUUUCCUUAUUUAUUUCCGUUUUCUCGCCACUACAGCCUCCUGACACGGUGAUCCGGGCGGGCCCCGCAGGAAUUUUGUCCCCUCACCGGCCUCACACUAGUGUCGCAUGUCCACUAUCCAGAACCUCCAAUCUUUCGACCCCUUUGCUGAUGCAACUAAGGGUGACGACUUACUCCCGGCAGGGACUGAGGAUUACAUUCAUAUAAGAAUCCAGCAACGGAACGGCAGAAAGACGCUGACUACUGUUCAGGGCAUUGCAGAUGAUUAUGACAAAAAGAAACUUGUGAAAGCUUUCAAAAAGAAAUUUGCCUGUAAUGGUACUGUGAUUGAACAUCCUGAAUACGGAGAGGUUAUUCAGCUUCAAGGUGACCAAAGAAAAAACAUUUGCCAGUUUCUCUUGGAGGUUGGCAUUGUCAAGGAGGAACAGCUUAAGGUUCAUGGAUUCUAAAAUGAACCUAAAUACGUGGAGAAUUUCUUGAAUAAUUCUGUUCUCUAAACCCAGUUUGGCUGCCUUGUGAAAUGAUUCUCUGCAGUAAACGGACUUCUCAUUUAUUUAAUCAUUCAAACUUCCAUUCACAUCUGCAUGAUUACAGAAAACAUGGGGUAUGUAGGCUAGUAACACAUAAGAAAAUUGCAGUAAGAUGGUAACAAAACCCCGUAUUCAUGUUAACAUGUUUCCAAUGGAAAAUAUUUUGUUUUGAGUGUUUAUUUGUUUAUUGUUCAGUUUAUUACUUUUCACUUGAUUAAAUGUUUUUUGUUGUAUUAAACCAUGUAUGUUGCAGCUUAACAAUAAAAAAAAACUGUGAAUCCUUUCGUGAGCAGUUAUGCUCCCAAAUCUAAGCAAGUAAAAUACA